GGGGGGUGGGUACGUAGUCGAGCAGCGUUGGAAGGGCCGUUUGCAUGUAAACAAAGCAGACUGCUGGAGUGGAUUAAGUUUAUACCAUCGAAAUACUGUGUGUUUUUCUUUUGCAUCGGAGACAUUAUUUCCAUAAACAAGCCUUAUCUACAUCUCGCAGGAAAAUAGUGUGUUGCCUGGUCUGUUGCGUGCUGAAAGUAUCGAAAUAUGCGCUCGGGCCUUGGACUAGAGUAAAGUUGUAAGCGGACUCUACAACUUCUUCAUCCUCGCUGACGGCGCCUGUCACACGGCACUGGGCCCUUGCGGCCUUGCCUUGUGGAUGAGGAAGUGAAGCGCUUCAACCCACCCAGGAGAAAGGAACCCAUUUCAUGGGCACAUCCUCUUUCCUGGACUCCUGGGUGAACCGAAGAGAUUUCAAAAUGGAUGCAGCUCUGGAGUCGAUAAUGCAGGACCUUGCUGAGCUGCACCGCUCUAGCAAGCCUGCUGCCACCCUGCUGGAGCUGGCCAAGCCCAAGGCCUCCUCGCCCAAGAACCAGAAUGACGUUCGGGUGAAGUUUGAGUACAGGGGGGAGAAGAGGAUUCUGCAAUUCCCUCGGCCCCUGCGCCUGGAUGACCUGAGCUCUAAGGCCAAGGUGGCCUUUGGUCAGACGAUGGACCUGCACUACACCAACAACGAGCUGGUGAUCCCGUUGACCACUCAGGAUGACCUGGACAAGGCCGUGGAGCUGUUGGAUCGCAGCGUCCACAUGAAGAGCCUGAAGAUCCUGCUGGUGCUGCAGAACUCAUCACAGAACUCUGUGUCCAGUAUGGAUCUGCUGCCAUCUCACGAGAGCCUGGACAACACGGACUUCAGAGGUUCUACAGACCGCAGUUCCCCUCCCCCUGGCUACAUCCCUGACGCCCUACAGCAGGUGGCCAGGAACGGCUCCUUCACCAGCAUCAACAGCGAAGGGGAGUUCAUCCCCGAGAGCAUGGAUCAGAUGCUGGACCCGUUGUCUAUGAGCAGUCCUGAGAACUCUGCUUCGGGGAGUUGUCCCUCUCUCGACAGCCCCUUAGACAGUGACAGCUACCCCAAGUCCCGGAUGCCCCGCGCACAGAGUUACCCCGACAACCACCAGGACUUCCCAGAAUAUGACAUCCCGGUCUUUGAGAAGUCUGGGAAGGGCGGCACAUAUCCUCGCCGAUACCACGUCCCCUUUGGCCUGCAGGACUAUAGCGAUGGCCGCAAGACGUUCCCGCGUGCGCGGCGUACGCAGGGCCAGGGCGUGCGCUCGCCGGUCAGCUUCAGCCCCGUGGAGCAGCAGUCCCCCAGCACCAGCAGCGGCAGCAGCAUCUUCAGCCCCGAGCUGGACGAGCCUGGAGGAGGAGGUGGUGGAGGAGGAGGAGGAGGAGGUGGUGGUGGAGGAGGAGGUGGUGGGGGGUUCAGGAGGCGACGGGGCUCCGACAUCGAGCCCAGCCCCCAGCCGCCAGCGGCGCCCAACUCGGCCCCCAGUACCUCCGCCACCACGCUCUCGCUCAUGGACAUCAGCCCGCCCAGCCGCUCUCCGCGGGCGCCCACCAACUGGCGUCUGGGUAAGCUGUUGGGCCAGGGGGCGUUUGGCCGCGUGUUUCUCUGCUACGACGCCGACACUGGACGAGAGCUCGCCGUCAAACAAGUGCAGUUCGACCCAGACAGCCCAGAGACCAGCAAGGAGGUGAAUGCUCUGGAGUGGGAGAUCCAGCUGUUGAAGAACCUGUGCCAUGAGCGGAUCGUGCAGUACUACGGCUGUCUACGGGACACGCACGAGAGAACGCUCUCCAUCUUCAUGGAGUACAUGCCAGGGGGUUCGAUAAAGGACCAGCUGAAGUCAUACGGGGCUCUGACGGAGAAUGUGACGCGUAAAUACACGCGGCAGAUCCUGGAGGGAGUGUCCUACCUGCACAGCAACAUGAUCGUCCACCGGGACAUCAAAGGGGCCAACAUCCUGCGUGACUCCGCGGGCAACGUGAAGCUGGGCGACUUUGGCGCCAGCCGGCGACUGCAGACGAUCUGCCUGUCGGGCACGGGCAUCAAGUCGGUAACGGGCACACCCUACUGGAUGAGCCCCGAGGUCAUCAGCGGAGAGGGCUACGGACGCAAGGCAGACAUCUGGAGCGUGGGCUGCACGGUGGUGGAGAUGCUGACGGAGCGUCCGCCGUGGGCCGAGUUCGAGGCCAUGGCGGCCAUCUUCAAGAUCGCCACGCAGCCCACCAACCCGGCGCUGCCGGCCUUCGUCUCUGACCACUGCCGGGACUUCCUCAAGCGCAUCUUCGUGGAGACCAAGCAGCGGCCGCCCGCCGAGGACCUGCUCAGGCACAUCUUUGUUCACUAGGACGAACGGACUUGGGUUUUUUUUUACCCCCAACCUCACCCCCAAUUACCCCCAAAACGCUCCAUGAACUGCACCCCUAAAAAGGUGGUCUAUUCUCCACAUACCAACCCAAUCCUUCAUCCCCUCCCCCAAUUCUCUCCCCUAAAUGCUCCACGAACUACACCCCUAAAAAGGUGCCCCCCCAUCCCAGCUCUAGUCUCUACAUCCCUACCCAAUCCUUCAUCCCCUCCCCCAAUUCUCUCUGCCCACCCCCACCUCCACCCCCAAACGCUCCGUGAACUGUUCCCCUAAAAUGGGGUAUCCUCUCCCCAGUUCUCCUCCAAAUCCUUUUUCACUUUCCUUUUUUGUACGCUGUCCUCCAUUCGCAAUCCUAAAUCCCCACCCCGCCCCGCAUCCAAUCCUCCCCACUCCCCAUCGCUCUCUAGUUCCAAGAACUGUGCCCCAAAAACGGUUCUCCUCUCCUCCCCUUAACCCUACCUCUCCACAUCCCAACCCAGUCCUAUUUGACACACCCCCCCUGUCCUCUGCACCGCUCUCUCCCGGCCUCCACACAUCUGUUCCGACAGCACUGCGGAGCACUUUCGGUUCCGACAAUUUUGGUUAGCUCCGCACACAACUUCACCACAGCAGAGCUCGGAUAAUCAAUGGGUGGCUGCGUCAAAAUAGAGCUCUGCCCAAAUCGACAGCUGACAUCCGUGGACAUCGGUGCCAGUGUGCGGAGUUGUAUUGGAAACAGUAGAAUCGAACUUAGGCAGAGUAGUGUCAGAACCAAUGUGCGGAGGACCUUAUUCCAUGAACUGUCCCCUUCAAACGGUUUUCUUCUUUUCCCCUCAACCCUAACUCUCCACAUCCCAACCUAGUCCUAUAUUUCAUACACACCUCCCUCACUUCCUCCUCAGUCCUCCGUACCACUCUCUUGUUCCAUGAACUCUCUACCCCUAAACACCUACCCUCUUCUCAUCCCCCACACAAUCGAUUUUAAACCUCUUCUCAUCUCAUUUCCUCUCCUCCCUUAUUCACAAUCCUCAACCCCACCCCACCACUCAAGUUCACUCUCCCCCCCCUUCUCUUCCCCCACUUCCAUGCACACUCCCUCUCCCCUUACCUCCCCCUUACCUCCCCUAGCCUCCUGAUUGGACAAGAGAGAAUUCUGGGACAAGCUACAGAGGAGUAACUACUUGCAUUUCUCUCUCCCUCUCUCCCUCUGUCUCUCUUUCUCUGAAAUAUUGGAGUGGAGCUUUUUUUUGCGUUUGUUUUAUUUUUGAUUUUUAUGUUCGAAUUCUGAAAACGUUGCACCUUAUUUUCCCAAAAGGGGCCCAGAGACUGAGUCCCCUGAGACUGUCGAUGUUGGAAACUGUUUUAUGACUUGUAUGACUUUUCUAUACGUUCUCCUGGCGAGGAGAUGAAGAGGAGGAUGAGAUGAUGAUUAUGAUGAUGAGGAGGAGAAGAACAGAUGGACGGACGGAUGGAUGGAUGGAGUGAUGGAGAGGUUCCGAGGAGGAGAAGAGAAGUAGGAGGCCUAAGUGGCUUUAGAACUUAAGAACUUGGUACCGUCUGUCUGUUCUGUGUUUAGAACCAGCGAGAUUGAGAUCGAUGUGGUCCAGACACAACCCAGAAUGUAUCACCCAGCCCCAGAAGAACCACUGGGGCCCCACCACGCUGCUAAACACAAUCACACACACACACACCACACCACACCACACCACACACACCCAACACACACACACACACACCACACACACACACACACAUAUUAAUGCCAUUUACUCACACAAAAAAAGAAAAUCAAAACACCAACGAACAACACAGACCACAGGGUAUGGAGAAAAAAAACAACCUCCCACUCGCUCCUAGUUUAGCUCCUCCAGCGGCUUGUAUGCUUUCGCAUAGUCUCCGUUAAAAAUGACGCACACACACACACUCCCAGACGGUUACAUUUGUGCACAUACGGCUACAUACACAAAUACAUGACACACUCCAAUACAUGAACAUACCAUCACCCACAGAAACAUGCAUAUACUGUACACACAUGAUGAAAUAAUUUCAUGUGAAAUGCAUAUAUAAAUAUAUUCACACACGCCCACACACAUUUUCAUAUGCAGUACAUACACAGACACACACACCUUGUCCUUCCUUUCAGAGUGCUUUUAGUGUAUUUUAUCUCACAAUGCUGUAAAACAACUCAAUCUGCUGGACUGUUCUCUUCGAAGCACCGUUUCCUAGCAACCAGUCAGUGUCUUUUUUUUUUUUUUCUCUCUUCGUGCGUCACGAUUUCUGUCUGUUUUUUUUGCACCGUACUCACCAUACUGUACUGUACUGUACUGUACUGUACUUACCAACCCAGUCACACUUCCACCCAACCAUGCAGCCUUUCUCUGUCUCGCUCUCUCUCGCUCUCUCUCUCUCUCUCUCU
Messenger RNA from Engraulis encrasicolus (European anchovy), 4764 nucleotides. It is a transcript of the gene map3k2, whose product is annotated as mitogen-activated protein kinase kinase kinase 2. The transcript has 17 exons. The record is from RefSeq and is a predicted model, not a curated record. Gene Ontology annotation, molecular function: protein kinase activity; protein binding; ATP binding. The coding region runs from base 369 to 2351 and encodes 660 amino acids. NCBI's taxonomy places the organism in Eukaryota, Metazoa, Chordata, Actinopteri, Clupeiformes, Engraulidae. Gene Ontology annotation, biological process: protein phosphorylation.